This is a messenger RNA of Trichoplusia ni (cabbage looper), 960 nucleotides long. RefSeq lists its product as uncharacterized. The record is from RefSeq and is a predicted model, not a curated record. Lineage: Eukaryota; Metazoa; Arthropoda; Insecta; Lepidoptera; Noctuidae. The coding region runs from base 132 to 632 and encodes 166 amino acids. The transcript is spliced from 2 exons.
ACAUACGAAAACUUUGUUCCUGAACGAAAAGGGUAAUGGUUGCCAUGGCGACAUAUUGUUUGACAGCUAUUUAAAAACAAGCGUCAGUGCGAUCAUUCGAAAUACUAAUAUUUUUUCCUAAUUCUUAUCAAAUGGCUGAGAAAAAGAAUGUUAUGAAGCCCGGUGCAAGAAAUGCUUUGAAAAAUGGAACUCGCGCUGUAUUGACUGCUAACACAUCGUUGACAAAAUUCCGCGGCAAAGGAAAAUCUUUAUGGAGGCCGGAGAAGACUAAGAAACGAAUGUUUCUUGACUUUAACAGCUGUGAUAACUGUAGUGUCCAUGAAAUGGAGUACGAUUCCAAAUUCGAAUCACUUAUCAAUGAACUGGCAAUGACAGAAAAAGCCCGCCUUGACAAACUCCUCGACAGCAUGUAUAAUGCCAUACAUGGUCUAGGAGAAAUUAAAAAAGAAUCUAAACAUUACAUAGACAAGACCAAAGAGUAUGAAAUGUCAAACAAUAGUAUUGAAGAAAUGAAAAUGGAGGGAUUUGAUUUGGAUAGCUUGAAGUUGAGAUUUGAUGCAAAAUUUCCUAAAUUACGAGAACAGUUACUAAAAGAGGUCACUAAUAAGGUUGAGAGGUUGUUAGUUAACUAAAAAGCUGAUGAUGGUUUAGAAUUAUGUUAUUUAUUUUAAAAGUAUUGUUUUUUUUAAGUACAUCUUUAGUCAUGGGAUAACUUCAAGAGAAGAAACCUGAUUUUCAUGAGAAAAUAGGUCUGACCAGAUAAACUGUGAUGGUGUUGUUUAAAAGUUGUGGAACAUUAUAUUAUAUCUAUCAGGGUAGUUCCACUCCAGCCUAAUGGAAGAACAGACAUGUACAAUCCAGAAUUAAGUUAUUAAGUCCUGCUAGCUCAGGACAGCAAACAAAGGAUUUGGGUUAGGCCUUUGGUUAUCUGUAGACAUUUUGUAGGCUUUGAUAAAGAAA